AAUUAGUGUGUAGGGAACCCCAAACCCUAAAGGCAAGUGUUCUUAUUCCCUUAAUUAUAAAUACCCCACCGCAUGCAUCCUAUCCCUCAUAGCAAUCAUCCUAUCCCUUCAACACCAAUCCACCGUUUUUGAGAAUAAACAACCAACAAUGGGGGUUGUGAAGGAGGGGCCUUGGGGUGGAGAUAAAGAAGGGAAACCAUUCGACACGAAAACUGUCGGCUGGAUUUUGGGCUUCGAGGUCUGGUAUGAUGACUACAUUACCGGAAUCCGGUUCAAUUAUAAGCAAGACGGAUUCGAAAUAUGGACUCCAGUGUAUGGUAGCCAAUCCGGAGGUAGUCGCGAAAAGGUUCAAAUCAGUAACAGACUUACCGGCAUACGAGUUACGGUGGAUAGCAAAGACAACCUUACUGUUGUUCGAUCGCUUACUCUUGUCGCCGGUCCUUUAAUCAGCUAUGGACCAUAUGGUUCUUCUGGGGCGGGAAAAUCUUUCAGUGCAAAUGGUACAAAUAUUGUUGGCUUCUUUGGGAGUUCAGCGGAGCUGAUUAAUGCAAUUGGGAUCUACAUAAAUACCUAGUUUCUCUCUACUCUAUCUGCCCCGGGUUUACUACGUGACCUUACUAUAUAUACGUAUAUAUAGCAAUAAGGAUACAGUGUGCCGGGUAUCCAUUAUGUCUGUUAUGUCUUUAUGUGUGUCUAUAUAUGUUUAGCGGGCAAUAGUCGAAUUAAAA
Molecule: messenger RNA, 728 nt
Organism: Ananas comosus (pineapple)
Lineage: Eukaryota; Viridiplantae; Streptophyta; Magnoliopsida; Poales; Bromeliaceae
Product: salt stress-induced protein-like
Exons: 3
Coding region: 149-574 (141 amino acids)
Source: RefSeq, a predicted model, not a curated record